Molecule: messenger RNA, 548 nt
Organism: Aaosphaeria arxii CBS 175.79
Lineage: Eukaryota; Fungi; Ascomycota; Dothideomycetes; Pleosporales
Exons: 1
Coding region: 191-499 (102 amino acids)
Source: RefSeq, a predicted model, not a curated record
AUAUUCUUAAAAGUUCCCUCAUCCACAGGCGAAAUAAUGUUACAUCAGAUCUAACGAAUUCUCAAUAGUCCGUAACUCACGGUUAUAGCCUCCAAUCUAACGUCGGAAAAAACGUCGGUACAUCGCAGGAUCGACAACAUUGUGUAGCCAAACCUCGACAAAAGGGCAGGUAGGAAGAUGCGAAUCCUUGAUGGCUAGCUGCAUUCAAUGCGCUUCUCGUAUUCGUCAGAUGGGCGAUGUUAAGGAAUCCCCCCAUGACCAUAGGAAAUUGUAUGCAGGGGGCCCGACAAUCACGCGCCCACCCUCGCCUUGGAUACAGGUUGGCCUUAAAUCAAGACGCGGAGGAUUCCCCAUAACUUUCAGCAUGUGGGGUAGUAGCAUACACAUUUUCUCAUGGACAGUACUGUUACUACGAAGAAGGACUUUGUUGAAUCGUAUCUUGCUGCCCAUGGGCUCUUUUCAAUUGAAGCUUUCCGUAUUAGCGGAAGGAGCGCUGUAGUUGAACAAGCUGUACUUCUGCGUGACAGUGGUUCGACAUCAUCUCUAUU